GCAAAUUUACUACGUUCACUGAGCUCAAUGGCACCGCAACGGAUCACCAAACCUCCGGCUGAACGACCGCGUCUGUAUUUCUUGGUAUGCUGGUUGCAUGCACUGGUGCAGGAACGGACACGGUACACUCCUCUUGGUUGGGCCAACUCCUACGAAUUCUCGGAUGCUGAUCUACGUGUUGCUUGCGAUACACUGGACGCAGCAGUUGAUGCGGUUGCAAUGGGACGUGCCAAUAAACUGCUGGACUGCUUCCUUGACAGAUUGUUCACGGCAAAAUCGUUUGACAGUGACCAGGUGCUGAUAAACAACGUUGAUGGUAAAGGAACAGACCUGUGUAUCCCGGAUGGCAAUUCACGUGAACAUCUCAUCCAUUGGGUGGAAAAUAUUCAAUACCUACAACUACCCAGUUGGCUUGGCUUAUCGAAUAAUGCCGAGAAAGUACUCUUGACAAAACUUCUGGACUGCUUCCUUGACAGAUUGUUCACGGCAAAAUCGUUUGACAGUGACCAGGUGCUGAUAAACAACGUUGAUGGUAAAGGAACAGACCUGUGUAUCCCGGAUGGCAAUUCACGUGAACAUCUCAUCCAUUGGGUGGAAAAUAUUCAAUACCUACAACUACCCAAUUGGCUUGGCUUGUCGAAUAACGCCGAGAAAGUACUGCUAACAGUACGAGGAGAAAGCAUGCUUGCCAAUUUGCUAAAGGUAUCGGAUGAGGAACUGGCAUUUACGGGAGACGAUCAGAAGACACAGGCACCACCAUGGAUGAGUAACAUUCCGAAGCUAAAACGUUCCGUGGAGAACAUCAAAGAUCCGCUGUUCCGUUUCUUCGAACGAGAAGUUAAUCACGGCAUCCAUUUGUUGGCAGAUGUAAGAAGUGACUUGAUGGAGGUGAGAUACCCUUUCAAAACUUCGUGA
Gongylonema pulchrum is the source of this 915-nucleotide messenger RNA. The record is from the annotation of a GenBank genome assembly. NCBI's taxonomy places the organism in Eukaryota, Metazoa, Nematoda, Chromadorea, Rhabditida, Gongylonematidae.